AAUACGACACGAGGAGUAAAAACUACCCCGCUAAUGCACAGGUUGCACUAGAAAUAUUUUCUACCCGUGGGUCCUACUAGUGAGGCAAAAACCUUUGAAGGGUCCCAAUCCCAAGCCAUGGGGGCCACCUACCAUUCAACCGUUAACUACCAGUCUUUCCCAGACAGAGCCACAAUGAGUUGAGUUGAGUUGAGUUGAGUAACCGAUUCAUGAUCAACCCAAAAGCCCCAAUUCCCUCUUCCUCGUCUUCACUUCCACAACUUCUUCGUUGCUUCACCAUUUUCCUCUACUCCAUUAUUUCCAUGCUCAAGGGCAAGCUCAAGCUCCCAGAGAAGGCUCGGAAAGCCUUCCCCGACCGCCUCGGCAGCUUGGUUGUCGGUUUUGAUGACAGAGAAGAAGAUAAUGCUGGGCUCGGUUCGGUGUUCGAUUUCGGAGAGGAGCUCGAGACGUUUCAGCCAAAUGGGUUCAGUUCGAAUAGAGAGAGUGAUCGCAAUGAGGGCGAUGGUGAUGGCUUUGAUGACGAGAAGAUGGGUGGAGUCGGAGAAUCGGAUUUAAGGGCCCGACAGAGACCCGAAAGAGAGUCAGGUUCGAUUUCGGUUUUGCAAGCCAUUGCAGCCGAGGAGAAAAGAUCUGAUCUUGAGCAUGAGCUCUCUCAGCCGGAGAUAAAUUUGGAAAAAUUACAAAGAGUUGCUGCUACAGGGCUCCCUGAUGGAGGAAGUUUGCGUGCAACAACUUGGAAGCUACUCUUGGGUUAUCUACCUUCUUCUCGUGAUAUAUGGGAAAAAGAGCUGGCGGAAAAUCGACAAAAAUAUGCAAAGCUUAAAGAGGAGCUUCUUUUGAAUCCUGCAGAAGUCACAAGGAGAAAAGAUGGAGCUAUGAGUUCUGGUGAUAACCAGCCUGCUGACAGUGACAGUGAUAUUGAUGGACCACUCAAGCGGCAUGAAAUUUCCCAGGAAGAUCACCCUUUAAGCCUUGGUAAAGGUAGUGUUUGGCAUCAAUAUUUUCAGCAUACAGAAAUUGCAGAACAGAUAGACCGUGAUCUGCAGCGCACUCACCCUGAUAUGAAAUUCUUCUCAGGGGACUCAUCGUUCGGUAGGAAAAAUAGGGAAGCAAUGAGAAACAUUCUUCUCCUAUUCUCAAAACUCAAUCCAGAAAUCCGUUAUGUGCAAGGCAUGAAUGAAGUCUUGGCUCCUAUAUUCUAUGUAUUUAGUACUGACGCUGAUGAGCAAAAUUCUGCAAAUGCAGAAGCAGAUAGCUUUUCUUGUUUUGUUCGGCUUUUGAGUGACUCAGUAGACCACUUCUGCCAACAGCUGGACAACAGUUCAGUUGGCAUACUUUCCACUCUUUCCCGCUUGAUGGAAUUACUGAAAGCUAAUGAUGAGGAGCUAUGGAGGCAUCUAGAGUUCACUACAAAGCAGGUGAAACCGCAAUACUAUGCAUUCAGGUGGAUCACAUUACUGCUUACUCAGGAAUUCAAUUUCCAGUCCAUAUUGAGAAUUUGGGAUUCACUCCUUAGUAAUACUUUCGGUGUUCAGGAUAUGCUUUUACGGCUAUGUUGUGCUAUGCUGAUAUGCAUGAAAGGUAGGCUUUUGAGUGGUGAUUUUGUGGCUAACUUAAAGCUUUUACAGCACUAUCCUGAAAUAAACGUAGAACAUCUUCUCCAAGUAGCCCGGGAUCUUAGAGUCGACGCUUCUUCCUAUCAUUUUUCCAUGUAAUUUUAAUCCUAAAAAUCAGCCUUUUUUUGCAUAUAAUUUUUUUUUGGUAUUUUUUUUUUUUGACACGGUUUGUAACACCGAACAAGACAGAAAUGGUUGAGUGUAUCCCUCUUUUCCAAAACUUUUUCAUUGCGCCUAAAAAUGGGGUGUUACUCUUCAGUAAUGAGCAGGAUACAUUCAGCUUGAAAGCAUAAAUUCAC
This is a messenger RNA of Ziziphus jujuba (common jujube), 1915 nucleotides long. RefSeq lists its product as uncharacterized. The coding region runs from base 210 to 1715 and encodes 501 amino acids. NCBI's taxonomy places the organism in Eukaryota, Viridiplantae, Streptophyta, Magnoliopsida, Rosales, Rhamnaceae. The record is from RefSeq and is a predicted model, not a curated record. Gene Ontology annotation, biological process: activation of GTPase activity; intracellular protein transport. Gene Ontology annotation, molecular function: GTPase activator activity. The transcript is spliced from 9 exons.